Molecule: messenger RNA, 423 nt
Organism: Adineta ricciae
Lineage: Eukaryota; Metazoa; Rotifera; Eurotatoria; Adinetida; Adinetidae
Source: the annotation of a GenBank genome assembly
AUGACAAAGAAACGUCGUAAUAAUGGUCGAAGCAAACACGGACGUGGUCGUGUUACCAACGUUAACUGUACCAAUUGUCGUCGUUUAGUACCAAAGGACAAGGCCAUUAAGAAGCUGAUCAUCCGAAAUAUUGUUGAACAAGCUGCCGUGAAAGAUCUUACUGAAGCCAGUAUUUAUACAAAAUACAUUCUACCAAAGCUUUACACGAAAUUACACUAUUGUAUUUCAUGUGCUAUUCACAGUAAAGUUGUUCGUAAUCGAUCACGAGAAGCACGACGUAUUCGUCAACCACUCUUACGACCACAUCAAAAUCGCCAACCAGGUACAGCUGGUGGUCAAGGCAACACUGGUGCAGGUGGUGGCAAUCGUAGUGGAAACAAAGAACCUUUGCAACCCGCCAAUAUGCCUGUUGCUAAAACAUAA